Yarrowia lipolytica CLIB122 is the source of this 1308-nucleotide messenger RNA. RefSeq lists its product as uncharacterized. Gene Ontology annotation, cellular component: mitochondrion; succinate-CoA ligase complex. Gene Ontology annotation, biological process: succinyl-CoA metabolic process; tricarboxylic acid cycle. The record is from RefSeq and is a predicted model, not a curated record. Gene Ontology annotation, molecular function: succinate-CoA ligase (ADP-forming) activity; ATP binding. Lineage: Eukaryota; Fungi; Ascomycota; Dipodascomycetes; Dipodascales.
AUGUUUUCGCGAAUUGCUGCUCGAUCUCGAGCUGUUCGACUUAAUCAGGUCGCCAAGACUCAGACUCGAAACCUCUCUCUCCACGAGUUCCGAUCCGCCCAGAUCCUCCAGAACUACGGUAUCGAUGUCCCCAAGGGAGGCGCCGCCACUACCCCCCAGCAGGCUGAGGAUAUUGCCAAGAAGCUUGGAUGCGAGGAUAUGGUCAUCAAGGCUCAGGCUCUGACCGGUGGCCGAGGUAAGGGCCACUUCGACAACGGCCUCAAGGGCGGUGUCAAGCUCAUCUCCUCCCCCACCGAGGCCAAGAUGUACGCCGAGCAGAUGCUCAACCACAAGAUCUUCACCAAGCAGACCGGUCCCCAGGGUAAGCCUGUGACUGCCGUCUACGUUGUGGAGCGAGAGUUUGUGCGACGAGAGGCCUACGUUGCCAUCCUCAUGGACCGAGCCACCCAGAAGCCUAUCAUUGUCGCUUCUUCCCAGGGAGGUAUGGACAUUGAGGGUGUUGCCGCCGAGAACCCCGAUGCCAUCCACACCUUCCCCGUUGACAUCCACACCGGUGUCACCGACACCCAGGCCAUUGAGGUCGCCAAGGCCCUCGGUUUCUCCUCCAAGGCCACCCAGGAGGCUGCUGACGACAUCAAGAAGCUCUACAAGGUCUUCACCGACAAGGACGCCACCCAGAUCGAGAUUAACCCUUUGUCUGAGACCACCGACCACCGAGUGGUUGCCAUGGACGCCAAGCUCGGCUUCGACGACAACGCCUCUUUCCGACAGGAGGAGGUCUGGUCCUGGAGAGAUCUGACCCAGGAGGACCCCGAGGAGAUUGAGGCUGCCAAGCACGGUCUUAACUUCAUCAAGCUCGACGGAAACAUUGGCUGUCUUGUCAACGGAGCUGGUCUCGCUAUGGCCACCAUGGAUAUCAUCAAGCUGUACGGAGGUGAGCCCGCCAACUUCCUCGACUGUGGUGGAGGAGCCACUGCCGACGCCAUCAAGAAGGCCUUCGAGCUCAUCACUUCCGAGCCCGGUGUCACUGCUAUCUUCGUCAACAUUUUCGGUGGUAUUGUCCGAUGUGACAACAUUGCCAAGGGUCUGAUUGCUGUUGCUCAGAACAUGAACCUCAACAUUCCCAUUGUUGCCCGACUCCAGGGAACCAACCUCGCCGAGGCCCAGAAGCUCAUUUCCGACUCUGGCCUCAAGAUUUUCUCUUUUGGCGAUCUUGAUGAGGCUGCCCAGAAGGUCUGCCAGCUCUCCAAGGUUGUUGAGAUGGCCCGAGAGAUUGACGUUAACGUCUCCUUUGAGCUGCCUCUUUAA